AUGGAGGACUGUAACCCAGUUUCAACUCCAAUAGAACCGGACACUAAACUCUCAAAGUUUGAUGGAGGAGAACGAGUUGAUGCUAGGAGAUAUCAAAGCUUAGUCGGAAGUCUAAGGUAUCUUACAAGCACGAGACCAGACCUAAUGUUGAGUGUUGGGAUAACAAGCAGAUUCAUGGAGGAUCCAAGCUAUACACAUUAUAACUACCGAUUAGUGGGUUACUCUGAUAGUGAUUGGUGUGGUGAUGUUAAUGACCGGAAAAGUACUUCGGGUUAUGUAUUCUUACUCGGAAAUACGGCUUUUACUUGGUUGUCAAAGAAGCAGCCUAUUAUAACUCUGUCGACCUGCGAGGCAGAGUAUGCGGUGACCUCUUGGAGUGUGUGUCAUGCAGUAUGA
This is a messenger RNA of Impatiens glandulifera, 396 nucleotides long. RefSeq names its product secreted RxLR effector protein 161-like. The coding region runs from base 1 to 396 and encodes 131 amino acids. The record is from RefSeq and is a predicted model, not a curated record. The transcript has 2 exons. NCBI's taxonomy places the organism in Eukaryota, Viridiplantae, Streptophyta, Magnoliopsida, Ericales, Balsaminaceae.